Molecule: messenger RNA, 1119 nt
Organism: Sordaria macrospora k-hell
Lineage: Eukaryota; Fungi; Ascomycota; Sordariomycetes; Sordariales; Sordariaceae
Cellular component (GO): cytosol
Molecular function (GO): oxidoreductase activity
Source: RefSeq, a predicted model, not a curated record
AUGUCGGACCCAUCUCCCCCAAGCACCACAAGCACCACCAAGCCCCAGUUCGCUCCCCGCUCUCACAACGAUGUCUACCCCUUCAUCCACCCGAAGAAGUUCAAAGGCGCUCUCCAGGACAAGGUAACUAUCAUUACUGGCUCUGCCGGAGCUAUAGGUCAAGCUCUCGCCGAGUCCUUCAGCGUCGCUGGUGCCAAGCUCGUCCUGACUUAUAACAACACCCCGCCACCGACGACACUCAGGGAGAAGUGCGUCGAUCUGGGGGCUGGUGAUGUGGCCUUUGUUAAGUGUAAUGUUGCUGAGCUUGAGGGGUGUGAGGAUCUGGUUAAACAGGCGAGUGUCACUGUUAUCAAACAUUACGGAAGGGUAGACAUCCUCAUCAACAAUGCUGGUGCGAAUAGUCUGGGCCUGUUCGACACCCAACCUCCCGAAGCCUUCAUCCACGAGCUCGCCGUCAACCUCCACGGCCCAUACUACCUCAUGCGUCUUCUCCUCCCGCACUUCAAGUCCCAACGCAGCGGCUGCAUCCUUAACAUUGCCUCGCGGGCCGGCACCGUCGCCAUCCCGUACAGCACCGGCUACUGCGCCGGCAAGGCGGCGCUGAUCAACCUCACUGCCUGCGUGCAAAAGGAGGUUGACAUCGACGGACUAGACGAUGUACACUUGUACUCGCUUCAUCUGGGCGGGAUCAAGUCUGCUAUGACUCUGUCCAAAUACUCGCCUUCCUCAAUCUCCACCCUGCCCCCCGCCACUCACUCUGUCUUUACCAACUCCUUCAAUACCCUCUACAACGACUCGCCGUAUCUUAACGGCAUGGCUUGCGUUGCGCUGGCUAGUGGAAUUGCCAAGCACGUCUUACGAGGGAAGUAUGUCGAUGUGGGCCAGGAUUUGGAGGAUAUACUCGCCCAGGCCGAGGCGAUUAAGCUGGAUGAGGAGUUGUAUUCGUUGCAUACUAGCUUUUUGGGCGGGUUGGUGAAUGGGGUGCCUGGAAUAGGCGCUGGGACGGGGAAUGACGCGGCAAAGGAAGUGGACGGGGAGGACGGUGUUGUAACCGGUAAAGAGGGGAAGGAGUUGAAGGAAAGGGGAAGGCAAGAGACGUUUGAGUUUCCUGGGUUUUGA